AAUGAAAAAGUACAAGGCUAGCACAAACUUUUUAUUCAUUCAACAAAUAUUUACUCGCUGCCUCCUAUCUGCUAAACAUUUUCCUACCCAGUCGGAUGGAUCAGCAAAUGAAUCAGGCGAAGAGCCCUGCCUCGUGGAAUUUACAUUCUCUCUCCUCAGCCUGGCCUGGAUCCUUCUGCACUAGCCCUACCAGUCUGUCCCCAGACAAAUCAGCUAACAACUGACUCUGUCCUUAGAAGCUCUCCCAGCAGAGAACUGAUAACUAGGCCUACUUAGCCCACUGAAAGGUAAACUUGUUCAUCAUCAGGGCUCCACAAAGCUGUGGAAAGAUGGUACAAGGAAAGAAGGAAGGAAGACUAGCAAGAGACGGAAGGGUGAAUAGCUUCAUCUGCUACAAAGAAACUUCAUUGGGAAAAGACAUCUUUACCCUGAAAAUUUCUACAUUUUGAUCAAAACUUUAUAAGAAUAGGUAGAAAUAAAAGCUAAGGAGACUUUACCUGGUAGGUCCCCAGAGUGUCAACUUGCCUGGUCAGGGCUAACUCUAAAACCACAGAAAUUUGUAGGAAUUGUCCCUUUAAUUCUGAAAAAAUGAUUUCCUAAUGAUAUUUUUUGAUUUCACUUUACACUAGCUUCUCAACAGUCCAUAAAUGCCCAUCACUGGUUCUAUCAGCAUCUUUGGUUUGGAGAUUACGUGCUUUAUCAGGCAAAACAUAGCAACAUAAACAUUUAAAUUGCCCCGUGUUUUACAACCUCAACUGCUGUAUUUUAUAUAAAGGCCACAAAAUGAAUAAGGUUUUAUUGGUGAAAAUUGAAUUAUACCACAAGGACUCUUUCUUACUGAAUAAUGCGAAUGGAGAAGGUUGAGACAUCAAAAGCACAUGCUGAGAAAGGACUUUUGGAAAAGAUAAAGCUUUGCCUUUCAAAGAAACUGCUGCCAUCUCCCACUGACCAAAAGAAGUUUCACCACGAUUUUGCCAUCUCUACUUCCUUUCAUGGGGUACAUAAUGUUGUACGGAACCGGAGCAAAAUUCGCAAGGUGAUCUGGUUGCUGGUGGUCCUGGGCUCGGUCUUACUCGUGGUGUGGCAGAUCUACAGUCGCUUGGUCAACUACUUCACGUGGCCAACCACGACAUCUAUAGAAGUUCAGUAUGUGGAAAAGAUAGAGUUCCCGGCUGUGACAUUUUGUAAUCUGAACAGGUUCCAAACAGAGGCUGCAGCCAAAUUUGGUGUUAUUUUUUUCUUAUGGAAUGUUGUAUCCAAAGUCCUCCAUCUUCAGGAAAUCAAUGCCAAUUCCACCGGUUCUAAAGAGGCUAUUGAUUUUCUUGCAAGUCACCAAAACUUUAGCAUUACAGAGUUCGUCAAGAAACAUGGUUUUUAUCUCAACAACAGCACUUUGUUGGACUGUGACUUUUUUGGAAAGCCAUGUGGCCCACAGGAUUUUGCACAUAUCUUCACUGAAUAUGGAAAUUGUUUCACUUUUAAUCAUGGUGAAAAUAUACAAGCAAAGAACAAAGUGAGUGUCUCUGGAAGAGGAUUAAACUUGCUCUUCAAUGUCAAUCAGGCGAAAUUCACUGAUGACCCAGCCCUUGGUUUUGUUGAUGCUGGGGUCAUCUUUGUCAUCCAUUCACCAAAGAAGGUGCCACAGUUUGAUGGUUUAGGCUUGUUGUCCCCUGUGGGAAUGCAUGCACGGGUAACAAUCCGCCAAGUGAAGACAGUUCAUCAAGAAUACCCUUGGGGAGAAUGCAACCCCAACAUGAAGCUGCAGAAUUUUAGUACCUACAGCACGUCUGGUUGCUUGAAGGAAUGCAAAGCACAGCACAUAGAAAAGCAAUGUGGAUGUUUACCUUUUCUUCUUCCUGGAAAUGGGACAGAGUGUAACCUGCAAAAGUUUUACAACUGUGUUUCUCCUACACUUGACCACAUUGAAGUUCAGGGACUGUGUACAAUGGGGACACAUAAUUCUAGCUGCCCUGUUCCCUGUGAAGAGACAGGAUACCCUGCUACUAUUUCCUAUUCCACUUUUCCAAGUCUAAAAGCUUUGAAAUAUCUUUCCAAGAAGUUAAAUCGAAGCCCGAAAUAUAUCAGGGAGAAUCUUGUGAACAUUGAAAUAAACUAUAGUGACUUGAACUAUAAGAUAACCCAGCAGCGAAAAGCAGUGAGUGUGUCUGAAUUACUCGCAGAUGUUGGCGGUCAACUGGGCCUCUUUUGUGGGGCCAGUGUGAUUACAAUUAUAGAAAUUAUUGAAUAUUUAUUCACCAGUUUCUACUGGAUAUGCAUUUUGUUCUUGCUCAAGAUACCUGAAAUGACUCAUGGGGCUCCUCCACCACAGAAUCAGCUGAGGGAUGAAAAUGGUGUUGAGGAAUGCUGAUGCUCCCCAAGGACAAAAGUCUUCGCUUUCCUCUCCACAAUACCUUCAGAUUUAUUCCUGACUAACUCAUUGUUAUGUAACAUUAUGUUAUAGUUUUGGGGACUCAACACAAUCCAUUGUAGAUAUCUAUCUCUUUAUACAUAUCUUUAUCUUUGUCUGCAUUUAUGGAUGUAUAUUCCUUAUUUAUAAAAAGAAACAGGCAUACAUGAAUUCCCAGCACCUAGAACAGUAGACAUUGUGUAGUAGGCAUUUCAUAAAUAUCGUUUUAAUGAAUGAAUAUUUGAAUAAUGGAAAAAACAUUCCUUAUGACUAAAUAUGUAAAUCAGAUCUGAUAAACAACCUGUAUGUGAGGAGAUGAGAUACUUCAUUUAGGAAAUGAUAUAGGCAAUCUGUACUUUAUAAAAUCUCUGAGAAUUUUUACUUUCACUAAAAUUCAACAUAGUUUUAUAUUCUUUUGCCUGGAGUGUUCUAUUGUGUAAUUGAUUUUUGGAGUGAAAAGCUAUAUAUCUAUUUCCUAUAC
Equus quagga is the source of this 2888-nucleotide messenger RNA. It is a transcript of the gene ASIC5, whose product is annotated as acid sensing ion channel subunit family member 5. Gene Ontology annotation, molecular function: ligand-gated sodium channel activity. Lineage: Eukaryota; Metazoa; Chordata; Mammalia; Perissodactyla; Equidae. Gene Ontology annotation, cellular component: membrane. Bases 845 to 2368 code for a protein of 507 amino acids. The record is from RefSeq and is a predicted model, not a curated record. Gene Ontology annotation, biological process: sodium ion transmembrane transport. The transcript is spliced from 12 exons.